UAUUUUUCCUUUUCCUUCAUCACAACUCAAUCCCAUGCAUUGCUGUAUUGUGCAUACAAUAGCCCGUUGUGCUGUACAUGCAUAAAAAACAACAGGCAAAACCUGGAUUUGCCUGAACGAACUGAAUUCCAUAUAUAUCACCAUUAUCCCAUUCAACUCGAGCCAAACCGACCCAACUCAGCUUGUGCAGCUCCAGAAAUUCAAGGUUGAAGACGAACCGUGUAUUAAUUAUUUUCUCGAUAUGCAUGCAAAGCCACCUGAUAAUUUUCUCAUUCACUCAUUCGUUCCAUUCCCUCAAUAACUGAAGGACGGACGGACCGACAUUUGACAUGCACAGACGGACUGGAUAUUAAAUACAUCGAGCGAUACCACAAUUAAACCAAAACAACCAGAUGGGGACAAGGAGGUUGGGACAUGGAACCAAUUAUCACUGGACAGAGGACGCGGAACUGGUUGACCUUUCCCUCCCACAAGAACUCACUCCUAUUCCAGUUACGAUUCGAACGGAAUUAAAAUCUGUCAAAGUGAACGUACAUGAGACCGCCCUGGUUGUGAUUGAUAUGCAGAAUGAUUUCUGCGAAAAGGGGGGUUGGCUCGACAGCUUGGGUUUGGACUGGGAGAAAGAUCGUGCCCCAAUCCCCCCCUUGAAACGGCUUAUCCCCGAUUUAAGACGGAAAGGGGUAAAGAUAAUCUGGGUGAAUUGGGGAAAUAGAAAGGACCUCGCAAACAUGUAUCCGAAUCAAAUGUGGACCUCGUACAACGUGGGAAAUGGAAGUGGAUUGGGCUAUGGGGAUUUAAAUAAGCAAGGGUCGCCCAUUCUAGAGAAAGCUUCAUGGGGUUCGGAGGUCGUGGAGGGGCUCAAAGUAGAACAAAACCAGGAAGACAUAUUAGUGGAUAAGCACAGAUUCAGUGGAUUCUGGGACACUCCGCUGGACUCGAUUUUGAAAAAUUUUGGAAUCCGGAAUAUCCUUUUUGCUGGGGUUAAUACGGAUCAAUGUGUUCUCCACACUUUGGCCGACGCCAAUUUCCUGGGAUAUGGCUGCAUCAUGGUGAAGGAUUGCGUCGCGACGACGUCACCAGAUUACUGUGCUGAUGCCACAUUCUACAAUGUUAAAGGCAGUUUUGGAUUCCUUACCAAUUCAGAUUGGGUUAUUGAGGCCUUUAAUAAGGUUGAAUGAUUUGGCAGGAAGACUUGAUUGUACAUACGUCCCAAAGUAACGCUACGUGGAGGACAAUUUUCGAUAUUUUAAGGCAUUUUUCUUAGCAUCAAAUUUGAAUAGUAUGAAUUCCAUUAACAAGGAGGGGUUCCCUACUGCUCAUCGCCCCCAGGGUACUCACUAUGGUUUUUAAAAUAUACUAUCGCUCUAGAUCAAGGAUUCAUUCAUAUUUCCGUGUAAAACUCAUAAUUGGCGACAAGGCGUGACGCCAAAUUCUUAAGUAAGGUAAGUUUGGUGUAAUAAAUCAAAUCAAGUAUCUCCUACUUUUCGAGGAUGUUUGUCAAAUAUAAUUUUUGUAAAUAAGAAAUUCCUAAACCUAUUCUAUUUCGAGUUAAGGAUGUGCAAUACAACUUGUGUAGAAUAUAUUUUUAGAAAAUUACAAGGCUUGGAUUGAAUUAUAAAUAUUUCCAAUUCUAUAAAACCUAAUCACUAAAUAAAGAAUGUAUAAUGCAAAUAGAUAACAUCGAUCCGCUAAUAAAUCCAGAUCAAUUUAUGACCA
Molecule: messenger RNA, 1716 nt
Organism: Folsomia candida
Lineage: Eukaryota; Metazoa; Arthropoda; Collembola; Entomobryomorpha; Isotomidae
Product: ureidoacrylate amidohydrolase RutB
Exons: 4
Coding region: 393-1178 (261 amino acids)
Source: RefSeq, a predicted model, not a curated record